UGAGAACCACUAUCACGCGUGCGCAGUUGUUCGCAGAUCGUCGUUCUACAGGCGGAACUCAAAACAUUAAUAACUUUUUAACGAAGCCUCGAUCAACAAAUUGGUAUUCUUGAUUUUUGUCUUAUUUUGACCUCCAGAAUCUCCCAUUAAAAUUUUUUCCAGGUGUGGCCGAACACCCUGUAUGUAUUUAAUGAGCCAACGAUAUAAUUUGUGUAAUAGGGUAAAUAUCCAAUUACUGUCAUCUGACCGACCAAUUCUAACAAUAAACAAAUUUAAAAGACUAUGUAGAAUGCUUUUGUUUAAUAGAUUAUUUCCUGCGACCUGUUGCUGUUACAGACAAUUUAAGUUAAAGAUAAAAUGUAGGUACGUAAAAUUGUGUACAUGUAACUGCAACAGGAACUUAUUGGUAGAUGAUAUUCAACAUAUAUUAAUAAAUACGAUCAAAUAUUGUUAGUUACUUUUAAAGGCUUUAAUUCGUGAAAUAAUCUUUUAACGGAUAUUCUUUUGUCAGGUUCUCGACCAUUUAUAACAUUUUGUUUUAUUUCGGUUUAUUUGGUGGUUAACGAACAAGAAGUUUGAUCAUGUGAUGAACUGUUUAUUUACGUCCACUGUAUCUUUAUUUUGAACGAAUAAUAUGUUUAUUUUGAACAAAUCGUACAAUGUCAUAACGAAUAUAAUAGCCUGUUUCAGAAAUUAUUCAAAUUUAAAUGAAUUUCACCUAUACAUGCUUGUAUGUACGAUGUAAGAACAUGUACUUACAUGUGUGUCGUAUUUUUUGUCUAUUGACAUUUAACACUUAAUGUAAGAUUUCAUAUUACUUAUAUCUUAAAAACGAAUUUAGUUUGCAAAUUAGUAAAAGAUUCUUUAAUUUGUUUUGGCACAAAGAAUUUUCAUGUUUCAGUCUGUCCUAUCUUUUAAGAAUCUUGUACAUACAUACAUCACCGUAGAGGCAACUUCAUGCUAUUCACUAUGAGUCUUCUCUAAAGUUUCCGAAUUAUGGAUCUUUAUUGCAAUUGUAUGUAGAAAAAAUGAGAUUAAUAAUCGAGUGACCCGAAUUAUAUUACAUUCGAGGGAAUAAAGCAGAUAUACGGUUGAAUAUAAUAUGGCACUUAAAAUGAAUUUAACAGUCAAUUGUGUUUGUUUAAUUCAUGAUGAUACAAUACACUUUCGCAAAGUCAUUGACAAACAUACGAACGCAGUUUGUUAUAAACAAUUUGUUGAAAUUAUUGAUGAUUCGAAUUUGUAAAUUCAUAGUAGCGCGGAAAAUCCGCGACAAUCAAGAUUAUAGCAUAUGACUUUUGAUAUAAUUUUGUAUUAAUCGUUACUAAUUAACAACUUUAAGACUAACAUAUUUCAAACACAUGGAAACAGUGAUAAUUUUUUACGAACGUAACAACACGACGAGAAAUGCAAAUGCAAAUACCUUUAGGUUUAAUGCAAAAUGAGAAAACCAAUUCAUCUUGGUCAAGGAAGGAAAGGCAGAAAUGGUUCUUAUCUUUAUUAUGUGGCACUUGUCUAAUAUAUGCUACAAGAACAUGUGUUCCUUUAUUGAUGCCAAUUAUAAGUAAAGAGAAACAAUGGUCCAAACCAGAUUCCGGAGUAAUAUUAUCUAGUUUUUUCUGGGGUUAUGCGCUAACACAAGUUGCUAGUGGUUAUAUUAGCGAUAGGAUCGGAGGACAAAAAGUAUUAUUGAUAUCAGCCUUUGGAUGGUCUAUGACGACAUUCUUUAUGCCAGAAAUUAUAGAGCUCUUUUCAAACAGUGAUACGUCUCUAUUAUUAGUAGCCACAGUAAGAACAAUAAAUGGAGCAUUUCAAGGAAUGCAUUUUCCUAGUAUGAUUAGUUUGAUAAGUCAACGAUUGCAUGAAACAGAAAGAGCCUCAUUCUUUAGUUUAUUGACAUCAGGAUCUGCUCUUGGUACAUUACUCACAGGAUCUUUAGGUUCCUACCUAUUGGAAAAUUAUAAUUGGAUGACAGUUUUUCAAACUUUAGGCGGUUUGAGUUUGAUGUGGACACUCUUCUUAAGCUACCAUACUCUCCCAUUUAAGGAAAGAGCAGCCUCUACUAAAUUAACUACUAACUAUACUUUACCUUGGUUGAAGCUCCUGAAAAAGCCUCCAUUCUGGUCAUGUGUAAUAGGCCAUGCUUGUCAAAAUAAUUGUUUUUUUGUAUUGUUAUCAUGGAUGCCAACAUAUUUUCAUGAUACAUUUCCUGAAGUAAAGAGCUGGGUUGUAAAUAUGUUACCAUGGUUGUCAAUGUUACCUUGUACAGUUCUGGGCAAAGCUCUUUCUGAGAAAAUAAUAAAAGCAGGGUAUUCUGUCACAGUGACACGUAAAAUAAUUGAAACAAUAUGUUUUGUUACUGAAAUAAUAAGUCUACUAUUCCUAGCAAAAGUGGAAACAUUUCAAAGUGCAAUAAUUUGCCUUGCAUUUAUAAUUGGCGGAUCAGGUUUCCAUAAUAAUGCAAUUGCUGUAAAUCCUUCAGACCUUGCACCAAAACAUUCUGGCAGUGUAUUUGGAUUAAUGAAUACUGUUGGUGCUAUACCUGGAUUCCUUGGAGUGUACUUUGCAGGGCAUAUUCUACAUGUAACACACAGCUGGCCUGUUAUUUUUAUAUUUAUUGCUGUAAUUGACACAAUAGGAUGCAUAAUAUAUUUACUAUUUGGUUCUGGUCAAGCAAUUAUAUAA
Molecule: messenger RNA, 2685 nt
Organism: Colletes gigas
Lineage: Eukaryota; Metazoa; Arthropoda; Insecta; Hymenoptera; Colletidae
Gene: MFS18
Product: solute carrier family 17 member 9
Exons: 8
Coding region: 1408-2685 (425 amino acids)
Biological process (GO): transmembrane transport
Molecular function (GO): transmembrane transporter activity
Source: RefSeq, a predicted model, not a curated record